GUGAAUAUUGCGGGAUCUUUUGACAGCGUUAUUUAUAGAAAGUGUAAACAAAAACUCAGAAUGCCGACUAGUUGUUCUGCACCAGGGUGCACACAACGUUUUGUGAAAGAUUCUGGAGUUCGUUUCUUUAGAUUUCCUAAAGAAAAAGAGAGAAGGUUGAAGUGGUUACUCGCUAUUGGGAGAAGAAGCCUGAGCGACCGUCAACAUGUUAAGUUGUGGGAGCCUUCGGAUCAUGACCGUCUUUGCAGCAUGCAUUUCGCCGAAGGAACACCAUCCAAGGACCAAUAUCACCAGGAUUACAUACCGAGUGUAUUCAGUUUCGCUACCACAGCCAAGCAGCCUGAGCAGACUCCUGCACGAGCAGAUAGGUUCAAGCGCCUCCAGAGACGCAGACUUGUCUUAACACCAAAUGACAAAGAAAACCGCCAACCAGCCAAUGACCAAGACGAAAUUGCUAAGACACUCCUGAUGUUAGGACAUGAUCUUAUUGAUGGCAGUCAAGCUGGUUUCAGAAAAGGAUAGUCAACAACGGACAACAUGUUUAUACUUAACCAUUUAGUACAGUAUUUGAAUAACCGAAAAAAGAAACUAUUUUGUGCAUUUAUAGACUUAAAGCAAGCAUUUGACACUGUAUGGCGAUCAGGCUUAUGGCAAAAACUAAUUAAGACAAAUAUCAAUGGAAAAUGUCUGCAACUUAUACAGAACAUAUAUAACAACAUAAAAUCGUGUGUUACGAAAUAUUCAGAAUAUUCAAACUUCUUUCCAAGUAGUAUUGGCGUCCGCCAAGGCGAAAAUCUAUCCCCGCUCCUUUUUUCGCGGUUUUUAAAUGAUUUACACUCCUAUUUUACCCAAAAUAUAAUGAAUGACGGUGUUGAUAUUCAAGAUCCUGCUCAUAAUGACAAUAUGCCUACGUUCCUUAUAUUAUUUAUUUUAUUUUACGCUGAUGACACAAUAAUCAUGUCAGAGACAGAAAUAGGACUACAAAAUGCUAUUAACACAUAUUCCAAUUAUUGUGAUCUAUGGAAACUAACAGUCAACACCACAAAAUCAAAUAUAGUUGUUUUUGGUAAAGGUCGACAACGGCCCUAUGAUUUUAAAUUCAAAAAUAACAACUUAGAAGUAGUAAACGAAUACAAGUAUCUCGGGAUUUAUUUUAGUAGAACCGGUUCAUUUGCUAGCUGCAAAAAACAUAUAGCUUCUCAGGCAACACUUGCAAUGUAUAGUCUAAUAAGAAACUCAAAUCGCCUAUCAUUACCUGUUGACCUACGUAUAGAACUCUUUGAUAAAACAAUUAAACCUAUUUUGUUAUAUGGUGCAGAAAUUUGGGGAAUUUGGUAACAAUAGCAUACUGGAAAGGGUCCAACUUAAAUACUUGAAAUAUGUUCUCAAAUUAAAACGAUCAACACUAAACUAUAUGGCCUAUGGCGAAACAGGCAUGAAACCUUUAUCAAUCGAUAUAGAAGAAAGAAAUAUAGUUUUUUGGGGAAGAUUACAAACACCAUUCAAUAAUACACAAGAAAAACUCUCAUCACUGAUAUAUAAAGUUAUAUAUAACUUAGCACUUCCAUUAGAUGACAGAGUAACAAAGAAAAAAUAUCCCUGGAUAUAUUUCAUUAAACGGAUUUUCAUCAAAUGUGGCCUGAAUAACCUAUGGCUUAAUCAAGAAGUAAUAAAUCACAAGUGGUUAAAAAACAAUGUAAAGCAAAAGCUAAUCGAUUUAUUUUUGAAUGAUUGGUUGUCGAAUAUGGAAAAUGCAAGCAACAGUAUAUUUUAUAGAAUUUUUAAAAAGGACUUUGGUUUUGAAAAGUAUCUCACCAGAUUUCCAAAUAGACAGUUAUUUUCAUUCAUCAUAUUUAGAACAAGAAAUCAUAGAAUGCCUAUUGAAAUAGGCAAUUGACGUAGAAUACCACUCAACGAACGACUAUGUACUCACUGCAAUAACAAACUAGGAGACGAAUUUCAUUAUUUGUUUGAAUGUCAAUUCUUAAACGAUGAAAGAAAACAGUUUCUAAAACCUUACUUUUAUAGACAUCCCAAUACAUUUAAAUUAG
Messenger RNA from Mya arenaria, 2051 nucleotides. RefSeq names its product THAP domain-containing protein 2-like. The record is from RefSeq and is a predicted model, not a curated record. NCBI's taxonomy places the organism in Eukaryota, Metazoa, Mollusca, Bivalvia, Myida, Myidae. The coding region runs from base 61 to 522 and encodes 153 amino acids. Gene Ontology annotation, molecular function: sequence-specific DNA binding. The transcript is spliced from 2 exons.